This is a messenger RNA of Lotus japonicus, 1140 nucleotides long. RefSeq lists its product as uncharacterized. NCBI's taxonomy places the organism in Eukaryota, Viridiplantae, Streptophyta, Magnoliopsida, Fabales, Fabaceae. The record is from RefSeq and is a predicted model, not a curated record. The transcript is spliced from 3 exons. The coding region runs from base 1 to 1140 and encodes 379 amino acids.
AUGUUGGAUAAUUGCCGGAUUGUGGUGAUGGAUGUGAUAAAUAAGAACUUUGUUAAUGACUCUGAUGAUGAUGAGGAAGAAGAGUUUCUAACUAGUGCUGGUUUUUAUAUCAGCAUGGAAGAUAAUAGUUUGUUUAAAUCAACACCCAAACCUCAAAGGCUUUCAAAAUUGAAAGGACAUGAAUGGGUAGUUGAAAUAUUAACUGGCCAUCCAAGGAACUGUUAUGAUACAUUUCGAAUGACACCACCUCAAUUCAUUAAACUGUGUGAUUUGUUGAAAGAAAGAAAUAAAUUGAAGGAUACUAGGUUCUUAACUGUUCAAGAGCAAGUUGCAAUAUUUCUACUCAUUAUCUGCCAAACAGUGCGAACUAGAUUUGCAGCUGAUCGAUUUCAACACUCAGGGGACACUAUUCAUAGGCAUUUCAAAAGAGUUCUAAAAGCCAUUUGCUCUCUUUCCAAAUACUUCAUUGUUCCUCCUUCCUUUGAUGAAGUUGCUCAAGAGAUACGGUUCAAUCCAAGAUAUUAUCCUUUUUUCAAGCAUUGUGUAGGAGCAAUUGAUGGUACCCAUAUUUCAGCGUGCAUUCCAAAAGAUGAGCAGAUUCCAUAUCGUGGGAGAAAAAUUGAUCCCACUAUCAAUAUGAUGUGUUGUUGCCCUUUUCCCCCAACAGGUAAAUAUUGCAUUGUAGACUCUGGAUACGCCAAUAUGCCUGGGUUUCUCUCACCAUAUCGUGGAGAACGAUAUCACUUACGUGAUUAUAGAGGUCAACGAGCACCGCAAGGACCAAAGGAGUUGUUCAACUACAUUCAUUCUUCAUUACGUAAUGUGAUUGAAAGGUGUUUUGGGGUCUUAAAAGCACGUUUUCCUAUCCUGAAGUCCAUGAUGCCAUACGCAUUGAAAAGACAAAAGUAUAUACCACUUGCAUGUUGUGUUCUUCAUAAUUUUAUUAAAAUGAAGAUGCAGGACGAUCCUUUAUUUACACAAUAUGCAGAUGAAAAUGUUCAAUUAGAAGAUGAAGCGGCAAAUGGAAACACAGAGGAACAUGUGCCACCACAGGUGACUACAACAUCUUUUCGUCAAAUGGCUGCAUUUCGAGAUCGUUUGGCUCAACGAUUAUGGGAUGCAACUAAUGCAACAUCGUAG